Lottia gigantea (owl limpet) is the source of this 549-nucleotide messenger RNA. RefSeq lists its product as hypothetical. Lineage: Eukaryota; Metazoa; Mollusca; Gastropoda; Lottiidae. The record is from RefSeq and is a predicted model, not a curated record. The transcript has 2 exons. The coding region runs from base 1 to 549 and encodes 182 amino acids.
AUGGCUAUCAGAGAGUCUUACUGUCCAGAUGGCUAUCAGAGGCUGAGUAACUGUCCAGAUGGCUAUCAGAGGCUAACUGUCCAGAUGGCUAUCAGAGGCCGAGUAACUGUCCAGAUGGCUAUCAGAGGCCGAGUAACUGUCCAGAUGGCUAUCAGAGGCCGAGCUAACUGUCCAGAUGGCUAUCAGAGGCCGAGUAACUGUCCAGAUGGCUAUCAGAGGCCGAGUAACUGUCCAGAUGGCUAUCAGAGGCUGACUAACUGUCCAGAUGGCUAUCAGAGGCUGACCAACUGUCCAGAUGGCUAUCAGAGGCUGACUAACUGUCCAGAUGGCUAUCAGAGGCUGACUAACUGUCCAGAUGGCUAUCAUUGGCUGACUAACUGUCCAGAUGGCUAUCAGAGGCUGAUCAACUGUCCAGAUGGCUAUCAGAGGCUGACUAACUGUCCAGAUGGCUAUCAUUGGCUGACUAACUGUCCAGAUGGCUAUCAUUGGCUGACUAACUGUCCACAUGGCUAUCAGAGGCUAACUGUCCAGAUGGCUAUCAGAGGCUGA